AAUAACUAAUCGAGGCUAUUGAUGCACGCGAUAUUUACUUUUACUUCCAAUCCUUCCAAGGGGGAAAGGAAUGCUUGUGCUAAGCACGAGUAUCCCUCUCAUAACUGCUUACUCUUGCCAGCCUGCUGCUAUUUUGCAUCCAGCCAAUUGGUCGCAGGGAAACUUGACUCCGGUCUUGGCAUUGCUGCAGUGUAUCGUGAGCUUUCUUGGUGUUGUGUGGCGUAUGCACCGCCUAGGCAUUUCCUCCAUCUGAUUGGAGUGGCUCAAGCAUCCAACAAAGAUUGGAAGAAAACCGAGACUGCUGCCUGGUAACAUUGCUCUGGGGAUUUUUCAGCUAAGCCUCUGUUCCGAGUGCCCGUUUUUAGCCCUCAGAGGACUAAAUGGUUAUCUGGAAGAUCGCGUUUAGAGUAAUGACGAAGUAGUCUUCGAUCCAUGAUGCGGAUACCUUCAACCCAACUUACAUCAUUUCAUGACAUCAAUACUGUACCUUACAGCUAGUGAUUACUUAUCUCAGCUAUAUGUGUGUCUCUGAUAUUCCCUGUGACGAACACUUCAUCGUGCUUCUGAAAAUGAGACACAUCAUCUUGUCUCAGACACAGAUCCCUGCGGGGCAUAGAGGAUCAUUACCGCAUAGUUCGGUAAUCGCUGCAUGAUACGUAAAAGACCAAACAGCGCCCAACCGCUGAAGAUUGAGUCAUUUUUUCUCCUUCUUCUUCUUCUUCUAAUCUAACUCAAGUGAAAUCUACCGGCAGGGGAAAAAAACGUGCGUUGAGCAAGCCACCAACACAAUGAGGCCACCUGUCGUGCAUUCCGAGUCCGCGUCGCCGGAAACCGAACCAAACGAGCCGAUUCUGGCUGAUUUGAUUGAUGAUGAGGAUGGCGAGUCGAUUUCUGGCAAUAUGUCGACGGUGUCGAUAACGAGCAGCAUUCUUGCGUACCGAAGGCGCUAUGGGAGGACGUAUGAGAAUAUUCAGUCGACGGAGUAUUGGGCGCCUAAUGAUGCGCAGCAGAAUUAUGGUCUGGAUCUCACGCAUUUCGGACUGUUCUUUACUCUCGGCGAGAAAUUGUUCCUUGCGCCUGUUGAAGAACCGAAACGUGUGCUGGAUAUCGGCACGGGGACGGGGAUUUGGGCGAUUGACUUUGGAGAUGAGCACCCAGAGGCUGAAGUCACAGGCACAGAUCUAAGUCCUAUCCAGCCAGCCGUGGUUCCUCCAAACGUCAAGUUCGUCAUUGACGAUUGUCUGCUCGACUGGACGUGGCCUAAGGACCAUUUCGACUUUAUCCACAUCCGCGCCAUGUAUGGCAGUGUUCCCGACUGGGUCGAUCUAUACAGCAAGGCAUAUACACACCUUGCACCAGGAGGCUGGAUCCAAGAUCUAGAAAUGGACGUCAAGCUUCAGUCCGAUCACGUCAAACUGCCCCCCGACCACGUCUUCAACGUCUGGGCAGACGCAUUCUACCGCGCGGGCCAGAAAAUGGGCCGUUCAUUCGACAUCUGCAGAGGGCACACGAUGCGCGAUAAUCUCAAAGCAGCAGGCUUCGUCGACAUCGUGGAAAAGAAGAUCAAGGCGCCCAUGCACUUGUGGCCCAGCGAUCAGAAACUGAAACGAGCAGGAGAGCUGUUCCUAGAGGCUCUGGAGCAGAGUGUUGAAGGGUAUGCGAAUUUGCUGCUCAUGGAUCUGCUGGGGUGGUAUAGAGAGGAGGUUGAAGUGCUGCUGGGGCUGUUUCGUAAGGAGAUGAGGGAUAAGAGUAAAUGUGCAUGGGUUGAGACGACGGUUGUAUAUGGACGGAAACCCUUUGGUAAUGAGACAACGACGAACUAGGCGACUUUGAGGGUAGCAUUGAAGAGAUCUGCUCCUCUGAUGCACAACUCCGUUGAGACAUCUUGGCCCGGCAUCAAGGUGAUAGGGGCAGGGACGGCUGUCUUUUCGAAAGCCCAUCAGAAGAGGAGGACAACGGUAGACUAUGCUCUCUGCAGCGCAACUGGAGACUUCUUGACGCAGGAGAUUGGCUCGCGAUGCUGGAUAUCAGUCCAACACCCGUCUUCAGCCUCAUCCUUGCCCCACAGGGACAUGAACAUGCCGAUACGACCAAACCCCGAAAUCCAUAUUGCCGUCAAAGUUAAGCUGUACCCAAUUCCCGUCUAUCAAGAUAUCUAAACUUCUUUUGUAAACGACAGAUGGGUGGCUUCUCACUUCCCGCCCGCCAUACCAAAAGCAGCCCUUUAUAUCAAGCCUCAUCUUGAUCAACUGAUUGACAGGUCACUUCCUGCCGAGACAACCGAGAUCUAUGAUUCAAAUUUAAACUAUGGCGGCCGAACACGAAAUGCCUGAAACGAUCAUAAGUGCAGGGGAGCUAGGGGGAAUAUGACGGGGGAGGAAUGUUGGCUGUCUCAGGGAGAGGCUUAUCGGGCUGGGUGGGAACUAAUCCGGUAGUUGGCUUUUUCAGAUCUGCGAUUUGGGAUGGGGAUGGGAAUGUAAAAAGACGAUUAUCUGUCACUGGUAGUGGGGGAUUGAUGGGACUUGGCAAAUGAUAGAGUGGAAAGGAGAUCGGGUUCAGCUCAGAUGCUUUCGGAGCGGAGGGAGAUGGAUUUGGUGACACUGCGAUCACAAUCUUCAGCAGACUCACCAAGCUGAAAUAAUAUGAUGAUACAAGAGAUAUUUUCAGAGUCUCAGUCGUAACCGAUUUGAAAUGCUGCGUUCAUGCUCUUCA
This is a messenger RNA of Fusarium odoratissimum NRRL 54006, 2712 nucleotides long. RefSeq lists its product as uncharacterized. Gene Ontology annotation, molecular function: methyltransferase activity. Bases 789 to 1823 code for a protein of 344 amino acids. The transcript has 2 exons. Lineage: Eukaryota; Fungi; Ascomycota; Sordariomycetes; Hypocreales; Nectriaceae. The record is from RefSeq and is a predicted model, not a curated record.